AUGUCGAUGCUGAGGUACCUCUCGCCCGUUGGGCGCCCGUCGGCACAACGUACCUCGUCCCACCACGGCGCCGCCUCCCCCCGGCCUGACAAGCAUGACAAGCACGGCGCCCCAAAGCUCCACCUUCACGUCCCGAAUUAUGGAAUCAUCAUUAUGCCGGCCCCCGAAGCGCCCGAGCACGACGGGCUGACAGGCGAGGGCAGUGAGCCAAGGUCGGACCACAUGAUCCAUGGCGAGCUGGAGAUCAGCCUCCCGCCAUUAUCCCACCCACGGAAAUGCAAGGCCAUCCGCGUGGGGAUACGGACCGUCAUCAAGCUCGACAUGGGACAGGGCCGCAAGGACGAAGAGGACGUACUGUUUGAACGCAAGGUUGAAAUGAUUGGCGCCAACAGCGAUGGUAUCCUGCUCAACCCCGGGUCGCAGCGCUUUGCUUUCACCCUCAUCCUCCCCUGCAACCUCGCACCGCACGACUGGCACCCGAACGGUGUUCUCGCGCACAACCUCUAUGCCGAGCUGGAAGGAAAGCCAGUAGAGCACGAGUGGGGACUGAAGAGUGUGUCCUCGUCGACGUCCCUCUUCUCCUUCCGCCAAGGAGGUAAGAAGAGCCCCACGUCCCGCUCUCAGUCGCGUGCGGCUUCGCCGUCGCGUCGCGGAAGGUCCACUGGCCAGUCUGCUGUCCAGUCCAUGCCCACAACACGCCCACCCUCCAUCCCCCCAUCUGGCACUACCACGCCUGUGGGCAUGGACUCUGCGGCUCCGCCUCAUGUGCUCGCUGGUGCGCUCGCCAACCUCAACCUCAACCCCAACGGCCACGCCGAGCUCGGUCCACCCGCUGGCCCACCCGCGGGCGGCGGCAACGGAGUCAACCCCGCCUACCUGAGUGCAGCUCAAAGCCUGUCCAUCACCCGCCAAGAGUCGCUGGCGCUCCCACAAACACCACCCUACGAGCUGGCCCGUAACGACUCGUCCAACCGCCUGAGCGCCAUGAGCGCAGACCACACCCCGCCCGCAGACUGGCUGCACGGCAACACACGAGUGGACCGUAGGUGUAUGAUUGUCUACAACCCCAACCCGGGAGGCACUUCGACAGACCUCGACGACAGCGCCACUGGAUACGUGAACGGUCUGGGUGUAUGGGACCUGAGCAUGACUGCGGAUGUGUGGUCGAUUGGAGCCUUGAUGCGCCUCAAGGUCAAGAUCUCGGCUAUUCCUGACACGGCCACCAUCUUUGCUGCACGUCUGCUGCUCGCCCAGUCUCACACGAUCAUCUCCCCACGAGACGAAGAAGGAGACAGCAACAAGAUUGCUAGCACGCGCCACUUUACCAUUGCCGAGGCCGGCAAACGCCCGCCACCUGGCCAUGCCCACCCGGACCACCACUACCCUGCACUGUGGCGUGGCGCUGCCGUUCCGUCCGGCAAGGAUAAGCCUGGAAAGGAGAAGCCCCCCUCAUCUGGCGACUUGCUCAUCGACGUCAAGGGCCGUCUGCCCUCGGACAUUGUCGCCCGCCCCUCGUCGCUGCCAGGCGUCAUCACGCCCAUCCACGUCAGCCACAACCUCGUCCUGGAAGUCUUCUUCACAGUGUGGGCCGAGGACGACCGUGGCGGCAAGAUGCGCAUUCCCGGUCCGGGCGGCUUGCGCAUGCUGCGCGUCUCGCGACCAGCCAUUGUGCCGUCGUGCUGUUUGGUUCCCGCAGUCAUCGACCUGCCCCGGUACGAGGACCAUGAAAAGGACAAGAUGGCGCCCCUGACGCCCGACGUCUUGCAAAAGAACUUUAUCCUCGCCGAGGACCAGGACUGGGAUAUCUGCGCGUGUGGCAUGAAGGUCGAGGACAUGGAAGUGCGUAUGCGCGACCAGGCAGUGGCCGAGGCCCAGCAGACGGGCACGAGCCUCGCGGACAUGGCUGCGUCCGCGGCAGCCGAGGACAAGGUGUGGAUGGAGCGUGGUAGGCGGCAGCGCCAGCGGGGUAGCGUGUAA
This is a messenger RNA of Apiotrichum porosum, 1977 nucleotides long. RefSeq lists its product as uncharacterized. The transcript is spliced from 3 exons. NCBI's taxonomy places the organism in Eukaryota, Fungi, Basidiomycota, Tremellomycetes, Trichosporonales, Trichosporonaceae. The record is from RefSeq and is a predicted model, not a curated record. Bases 1 to 1977 code for a protein of 658 amino acids.